AUGACGCUGAUAAUAAAAUGGAUGUUUGUACUUGUUUUGGCGGUCGUCACAGCCGAAUUGGAUAGAAUUCCAGAAGACGAAAAGCUUACAAACAGUUCAUCAGCUGGUCUUAUAAUAGCCCCCGCAAAUUCGAGUAUAAUGGCAGUUAAACCGUGGAAAUCUACGAUUCGAUUAUCCCCGUACGUUCGCCCGCAGCAAUACUCCAUUAAUUUGUACCCAAAUAUUGAAAAAGGUUCAUUUGUUGGUUCAGUUAAUAUAACAAUAAUAUUGGACACUGCUCAAAGUUACAUUCAGCUACAUUCAAAAGGAUUGAACAUCACAGCAACAAAACUCAAUUCCAGUUCUGUAAUAGCAUUUCCAUAUCCAGAACAUGAAUUUUUGGUUGUCGUACCUAAUGAAGAACUAAGUGCUGGGGAAUACAAAUUACAAAUAUCAUUUGAAGGUAGUUUAUUGAACAAAAAAGUGGGAUUUUAUCAAAGUAGUUAUAAUGAUUCAAAGAACCAUGAACCACAUUACAUUGCUACUUCAAAGUUUGAACCAUUCUAUGCGCGGUUAGCGUUUCCAUGUUUUGAUGAGCCUCAACUAAAAUCAAAAUUUAAAAUUAGUUUAACUCGACCAUCUGGUAAUAACUUUAUAGCAUUAUCCAAUAUGAACCAAGAGUCAGAAGAGAUCAAUGUCCCUACAAAUGGAUUUACAACUGUCCAUUUUGCUAACACCGUCCCAAUGUCUACGUAUCUAGCUUGUUUUAUUGUAUGCGAUUUUCAAUCACUUGAAACUGUAAAAGCUGAUCAAGGAUUUCCGUUAACGGUUUAUGCAAAAAAUGGGCAAACCGAAAAUAUGAAAUAUGCUCGAAAUGUAGGUCUCAAGGCAAUUAACUUUUACGUCAAGUAUUUUGGAAUUGAAUACCCAUUACCAAAAUUAGAUCUGAUACCAAUCCCAGAUUUUAUUUCUGGAGCAAUGGAAAAUUGGGGUCUUGUGACAUUUCGUGAAACGAAAGUAUUGUUUAAUGAAAGCAUAAGUUCUAUUGAUGACGAAGAAGCAAUCGCUUUGGUUGUUGCUCAUGAAUUGGCUCAUAUGUGGUUCGGAAAUCUUGUUACUAUGAAAUGGUGGAACGACUUAUGGCUUAACGAAGGGUUUGCCACUUACAUGAAAUAUAAAGCUACUCAAGUUGUCCACCCUAAUUGGGAUGUUGACACAUCAUUUCUAAUUCAUGGUCUCCAACGUGUACAAUAUCUAGAUAGUGGCAUUAGUUCUUAUGCUAUGGUUCAUGAUGUUUCUGAUUCCCAACAAAUAUCCGAAAUGUUUGAUGUCAUAUCAUAUGAUAAAGGUUCAUGUGUAAUACGAAUGUUAGAAGGACUGUUGGGUGAAGAAGUAUUUAGAAUUGGCGUGAGCGCAUAUUUAAAACGUUUUGCAUUCAAAAAUGCUGAAACUGAUGAUUUAUGGACAGAAUUACAAAUGGUGACACAAAAUACAAUCAAUGUUAAAAAGCUUAUGGAUACAUGGACACGUCAAGCAGGGUUCCCAGUUGUAUCGGCUGUACGGAAUGGAACUAAACUUACUUUAAAGCAGCAAAGAUUUUUUUCCGACCCAAAUACUAAUUCAUCAAAUGACCCAUCUCCAUAUAAUUACAAAUGGGAAAUACCAAUCACUUAUACCACUUCAAACAAUAAUACUGUACAUAAGUUUUUGUUAUCCAAAGACGAGGAUUCAAUUACCAUUGACAUACCUGAUGCUGAUUGGAUAAAGCUAAAUCAUAGGCAAGUUGGGUACUAUAUCAUAAACUAUUCCGAGAGAGAUUGGUGUUUACUUAACAAUUUGUUAGAAAAAAAUGUUGAAGCUUUAAGUGCAGCUGACCGUUCAAAUCUUAUUCAUGAUGCUUUUAGUUUGGCAAAAGCUGAUGACGUUCCAUAUGGCAUUGCUUUAAACAUGACAAAAUAUUUAUCUUCGGAACAUCAUUAUGUCCCGUGGGAAGUAGCUGCUACAAACUUAAAUAGAUUAAGUGAACACAUAUAUCUACGCCCUGUUCAUAAAAACCUUGAAAUAUAUAUACAACAAUUAUUGGAAAGUAUAACAGAAGACUUAUGGAACGAUUUAAGUGCAGAUCGAAACUUAUUACAACGUAAGCUUCGAGCAGUCAUUUUCAAAUUAGGAUGUUCGUAUGGUUUACCAAGAUGUCACACAAAAGCAUAUGAAUUAUUCAAACGAUUUUUGGAUGAUAAAAUACAACCACAUCCAGAUAUUAGAUACACAGUUUAUUACUAUGGAAUGUCUGUGGGCAAUGAUAGUGAAUGGUAUAGAUUGUGGGACUUAUUCUUAAAUGAACAAGACCCUCAGGAAAAAGAGAAACUUAGGGAUGCAUUGACAGCCUCAAAAGAAAUAUCAAUAUUAACUAGACUAUUGCAAAAUGCAAAAAAUGAUAGCCAUGUUAAUUCCGAAGAUUAUUUAAAAAUCAUAUCACAGAUAAGCCAUAAUCCUUUUGGAACUCAAUUUGUUUGGGACUUUUUAAGAGACAAUUGGCAGUACUUGGUUGAUCGUUUUUCUCUUAAUAGUUGGCAACUUGGUAAUCUCAUUCCUUCAGUUUGUUCUCGUUUUAAUACUCAAGAACGUAUUACAGAAAUGAAAAUAUUUUUUGAAAAACAUCCGGAAGCUGGGGCUGGAAAAUAUGAACGAAUAUCUGCACUAGAAGAUGUAUCUAAUAACAUUAAAUGGUUAGAAAAAUAUGAAGCUGUUAUUAGUAAUUGGUUGAUAAAUUCCAGUUUUUAA
Messenger RNA from Macrosiphum euphorbiae (potato aphid), 2763 nucleotides. NCBI's taxonomy places the organism in Eukaryota, Metazoa, Arthropoda, Insecta, Hemiptera, Aphididae. The record is from the annotation of a GenBank genome assembly.